Messenger RNA from Hemicordylus capensis (graceful crag lizard), 3454 nucleotides. It is a transcript of the gene MYLIP, whose product is annotated as myosin regulatory light chain interacting protein. Bases 331 to 1590 code for a protein of 419 amino acids. The record is from RefSeq and is a predicted model, not a curated record. Gene Ontology annotation, cellular component: cytoskeleton. Lineage: Eukaryota; Metazoa; Chordata; Lepidosauria; Squamata; Cordylidae. Gene Ontology annotation, molecular function: ubiquitin-protein transferase activity; cytoskeletal protein binding. Gene Ontology annotation, biological process: ubiquitin-dependent protein catabolic process. The transcript is spliced from 8 exons.
CGGAGGUGAUAUAGGAGAGCUCGCUGCCGUCCGCCUCAAAGCACGGAAAGGGCUGAGCGUGAGGAAGCCUUGCAGGCUGGAGGGUAAGGUGGGCAGGCAGGCAGGCAGGCGGCAGUAGCGACGGCGGGUGGAAUCCUUCGGUGUUCGCCUUCGUGACGAGUUAGCGGCCAUGCUGUGCUAUGCGACCAGGCCGGACGCGGUGGUGAUGGAGGUGGAGGUGGAGGCCAAAGCCAACGGCGAAGACUGUCUCAACCAGGUCUGCAGACGAUUGGGAAUUAUAGAAGUUGAUUACUUUGGACUCCAGUUCACAGGCAGCAAAGGAGAGAAUUUAUGGCUGAAUUUGAGAAACAGAAUAUCCCAGCAGAUGGAUGGCCUUCCUCCUUACAGAUUGAAACUGCGUGUCAAGUUUUUUGUGGAACCACAUCUCAUCCUGCAAGAACAGACAAGCUGACAACUUUUACCUCAGAGCUGCUUGUCAGAGGUAGCAACAUUUUUAACCCUUACAGAGCUUGGAGUGGACACAAAAAAAGGCACAUGUUUUUCUUACAUAUAGAGGAGGAUCUUCUUGCUGGCAAUCUUCAGUGUUCCCCUGAGCAUGCAAUUGAACUUAGUGCACUCCUUGCUCAGUUGAAAUUCGGUGAUUAUAAUCAAAAUACUGCCAAAUAUCACUAUGAAGAGUUCUGUGCAAAGGAGCUUACCACUGCCGUUUUGGACAGUAUCGUUACAAAACAUAAGGAACUUGAAGGCCUCAGCCAAGCUUCAGCAGAGUAUCAAGUGUUACAGAUUGUGUCAGCACUGGAGAACUAUGGGGUGGAGUGGCAUUCUGUAAGAGACAGCGAAGGGCAAAAACUUUUUAUCGGUGUUGGUCCUGAGGGUAUUGCCAUAUGUAAAGAUGACCUCAUACCUAUCAACAGGAUUGCAUACCCAGUUGUUCAAAUGGCCACACAGUCUGGAAAGAAUGUGUAUCUGACUGUCACUAAGGAGUCCGGUAAUAGUAUAGUUCACCUUUUCAAGAUGAUCAGCACUAGAGCAGCUAGUGGACUGUACAGAGCAAUAACAGAAACACAUGCAUUUUACAGAUGUGACACUGUUACUAGUGCUGUUAUGAUGCAGUACAGUCGGGAUUUAAAGGGCCACUUGGCAUCAUUGUUCCUGAAUGAGAAUAUUAAUCUUGGCAAAAAAUAUGUGUUUGAUAUUAAGCGGACAUCAAAGGAGGCUUAUGAUCAUGCAAGGCGGGCCCUUUACAAUGCUGGCAUUGUGGAUCUUGUUUCAAGAAGUGACCAGAGUCCGCCAAGAUCUCCCCUUAAGUCUUCAGAGAGCAGCAUGAACUGUGAUAGCUGUGAGGGUCUCAACUGUCAGCAGACAAAAGCUCUUCAAGAAAAGUUGCGGAAACUUAAAGAAUCUUUGCUGUGUAUGGUAUGCUGUGAAGAAGAAAUAAAUUCAACUUUUUGUCCGUGUGGUCAUACUGUAUGCUGUGAGUCAUGUGCCGCACAGUUACAGUCAUGCCCAGUUUGCAGAUCUCGAGUAGAACAUGUCCAGCAUGUGUAUUUACCUACCCACACCAGUCUGCUUAAUCUGGCAGUAAUAUGACCUUCAUGUUAUCACCAGAAGAGACACACCAUAUAAGCUUUUAAACCAUCUUGUACUUCCAAAGUACUGCACUAAUGUUCACUCCAGCUCCAUUGAUGGUGAAGGAAGGCACUCACUUCAGCAUCUGCCAGCAGUGCCAGAGUGGCCAUUGCAAAACUGUUGAGGCGGGGGGGAGGGCAUGAAUGGGGAAUGAGUCUCUGUUCAGAGUGUUGGAAAAUAGGUUUUAGGGUUAUACUGUGAAUGACUUGUAGACAACCUCAUGUCACCUGGAAAAACAUUUUUAUAAAAUGGCAAUAUUUUUAAAAUUCUGAGAGGAAGAAAGAUGGAAAGUCAGUAGUAUCCAACACAGGCAACUCAGCUUGUUAUAUGCAUUUUAUAAAGGUUGUUUUUAUAGUUAGUUUAGUUAGCACGAUCACACCAUUUUAUAUUUUAGUUAAACUUUAGUUUUAAUAUCUUAACAUCUGUUUUAAUUGUUUCUGCUUUUAGUCUUACUGAAAUAAGAAACUAUUUUUAAAUAGGGAUAGCAUCCACUAUUAGUGGAAAUAUGUUAUACUCACCCAUCUCCCUCUCUCUUUGCUCCACCCCCUGAAGAUAUUUUCCUGAGACACCCUCAGGAGCAGAUUUGGAGGAAUAUAGUGGGAAGAGGGAGUAGGUGGGAAUUGUCCUCGCCUUUGUUGCAAGCAGAACAUACCUCGGUGAUCAGAAGACUAACCUGGAUGCUGCCCAAUAUACUUAAGGACCUAAGAUUGCAAAGCUUUAAGCAAAUUGCUGUAUUUGUUUCAGCAAAAAUACAAAUAAUUCCCAAAAUUACUUCAACAUUUGAAUAAACUUGAUACCCUAUUGGGCACCUCUUGAAAGAUUGUCAAAAAACUGUGUAUUUUAAAAUGUGGAAGAUCGAAUAUCUGUAGAAACAUUUUUUCACUUUAAGAGUCAACUGUUGGCUUUGGUUUCUCUGCCUUGUGCUGAGAAAAAUGUACCCUAAAUCAAGACAGUACAAUCGUAAUAUAAUUUUCUAAAUGCAGUUAUAUUAAAUUAUUCUUUCUUAAAACUGUCUUACCUUUUCCCACACACCCUAUCCCUGGGCAUUUUGGUCUUUGGUCAACUAGUGAAUACUCCAGAACAUUGAAAACUAGACUGGCCAUGUUUGGGUGCAAUACUAGCUAAAAUAAAAGCUAGAAAAGUCACUUUACUGAGACUUUCUGAAUAUACGUUUCAUAUUGGAUGGGUUCAGAUGUCAUGCAGAACCAUAGUUAAAUCUUGUUUCUGUGUGAUUUCCUCCAGCCUUAGAAGCAUGUGCUUCCCCUCCUCUUCCUUGCCAUGUGUAUUGAAAGAAUUCUACUUCCAGUUAUAAACAAAGCAAGAUCAGCCGUGAUGCCUGAACCAACCAGUCUUGGUUUAUUUUAACCAAAGUGCUUGAAAUAAACCCCAAUUUUAACAUAAAGUUUGAAAUAGGUUUUAGAUCAGUUUAUUUCAAGUAUGUCACUUAGAAUAAACCACAGUUUCACUGCAUUUGAAAGUAGAAUUAUUCCAACGUGUGGCCCGGGGAUUGGGGAAGCCCGCUCCCAAGGCUAGGGAAUGUUGCCUGGAACCAAGAUUUAACCAGUUCCACGUGAUAUUUGAACCCACCCAUUGCCUUAAAUGUAGCAGUAAUGUGUGUAUGCAUUUGUUUCUUUGCACAGACAUUUUGUCAAAAUAUUAAAACUCUACUUUUUUAUGGCACAUUAGCAUAUAAACCUUACUCGAAGAGGUAUUUAUUUUUUGACUUUGUAAAAAGUUUUGUUUUCACAUGAAGCAAGAAUUGUCCUAUAUGGUAGACAACUUGUCUUUUUUUAUAUUCAGGUCAAUAAAGGAUUUUUAAAUAGAA